Messenger RNA from Tilletiopsis washingtonensis, 563 nucleotides. Its product is annotated as acyl-coenzyme A thioesteras-like protein 13. NCBI's taxonomy places the organism in Eukaryota, Fungi, Basidiomycota, Exobasidiomycetes, Entylomatales. The coding region runs from base 1 to 459 and encodes 152 amino acids. The record is from RefSeq and is a predicted model, not a curated record. The transcript has 3 exons. Gene Ontology annotation, molecular function: fatty acyl-CoA hydrolase activity.
AUGAGCGAGCAAGAGCAGCAUCUCGCGCAGAUUCGCGAUAUCCACUCGGGCAUCGUGCGCAACUCGCCCAUCUAUGAGUUUGCGCUCAGCGGACUCACCGUCACCGAGGCCAGCGGGCCCGUCGUGCGCGCCGUGCUGCCGCUCACCGCCACACAGGUCAACUCCAAGGGCACGCUGCACGGCUCGGUGACGGCGACGAUCGUCGACUGGAUCGGCGGCCUCUGCGUCGCGUCCGCCAGUGCGGACCCCGCGAGCGCAAAGCGCGGCGUCAGCGUCGACAUUCACGUCUCGUACAUCGGCGGCGCCAAGGCGGGGCACGAGCUGCUGAUCGAGGGCAAGGCCGACAAGGUGGGCCGCACGCUGGCGUUCAUCAGCGUGGAGCUGCGCGUCAGAGAGCAGGGCGCGAGCGACCAGGGCAAGCUGGUUGCCAAGGGAAGCCACACCAAGUUUGUCGGCUAGACGUCACACACACAAGUCACCGCGCGGGAGCAAUGAGAGGAUGAAAGCCAAAUUGGCAUUAGGCGGCAAAGGCGCGGCAAGGCGCGAUGCGCUAGAGUAAAGAG